UAAAAAUGAAUGAAAAUUGCAGUAAAAAAUACAUCUACAUUGUAAUCGUCGUGUGUGUGUUUGUUGUUGUUUUAACUUUGUUUAAAAUUUUCUAUAAAAGUGAAUAUAUUGGACUUCGACCUAAUUUAUAUAUUGCUUCAGAAUACUUGCACGCACAAAAAUAGUGACUGCAGCUCAACAAAAGAGUUCAUAGACCUAACCAUACCCAUGCCCUGGGGUCAUGUAGCGGGACGUUGGUAUGGCAAUCGUAAAGUUAGACCCAUCUUGGCGCUACAUGGUUGGCUAGAUAAUAUGGGCACUUGGAAUACUCUUAUACCAUUACUACCCGAACAUUUGGGAAUACUUUGCAUCGACUUGCCCGGCCAUGGUUUAUCUCCAAAACUUCCCAGAGGUAUUGUCUAUCAUGCUGUCGACUAUGUGUGUGUUAUUCUACGUAUAAUGGAAGUAUAUGAAUGGCAAAAAGUUUCCAUAUUAGCACAUUCUAUGAGUUCAAUGUUAUCAUUUAUUUUUGCCUCUUUAUAUCCCAAUCGUCUGGAUAUGUUAAUUAGUAUAGAUGUAGUGCGAACACGUUAUCGUGAUCCUGCAACACAAAUUGAGUUCAUACGUAAUAAUAUAGAGAAAUAUUUAGUGGAAGAUGAUCGCUUACAAUUGGCAGGACAAAUUGAGCCACCAGCAUAUACACAAGAACAAUUGCUGCAAGUUAUGUAUGAGGGUUCCGGCAGAUCUGUGGCAUUAGAGAAUUGUCAACAUAUUUUAGAACGUAAUAUAACUAAAUCUGUUAAAUAUCCCGAUAAAUAUUAUUUCUCACGUGAUGGUCGUGUUAAAUUCUAUUUCGAGUUCACUACCUCACCGCCAUUUGCUGCUGAACUAGCCCGUAGAAUUCACGAUGUACCCUAUUGUGUUAUUAAAGGUUCACAGUCCAAUUAUAUAGAUGAACAAAGUACAGAAGUGAUCGAAAUAUUAAAGAGUAAAAACCCACAUUUUGAACUGCAUGAAGUUGAGGGUACGCAUCAUGUUCACCUCAAUAAUCCACAAGGUGUAGCGGCUGUCAUCAAUCCAUUUAUUAACAGACAUCGACCACCUUUAAUAGAAAGUUGGUCUCUCAAUGAUGUUGUCAUGAGUGAAACCAUGGAACGUUGGAGUAUUAAAACUAAAAAACGAAAAAGUAAAUUAUGACUAUUACCGUUCUUUACAAACUGUGCUUUGGACACCAUAGAUACCGAUGAGGAGUCGAGCGAUGAUAGCAAUUUUUAAUUGCGAAACAGUUUGUAAAGAGUUUUAAAUUUAAGUUAAAUCUUUCCUUUGUGAUUAAAAUAAAAAGCUCCUUUAUGCAUUUUAAAUACAUAUUAUGAGGGUCAUAAGUCAAAAUCGUGUAUGUGAUAAUUAUCCACUACUACGAUUACACAUAAAAAACUGCGACAAUUUGCUAAAAAAAAAAAUUUCGAGUGCUUAUGAUAGCGGAUAUGGUAUUUUUAAACAAAUUGGCGCAUUCUGCAGAGCUUUAUAAUGCAUGCUAUAAUGUCAAUUGAUAGCUCAUUUAGACUGAACAUUUUAAAUGGUAAACAGCUAUAACCAUCAAUAUCUUUGAUUGUAAUAACUUAUAUUAUAAUUAAAAACAUUAACAUUUAUUAAACUACAAUAUUUUUGGAUGCGUUUCGCCUUAAAUAAUAAUUAAAAGUAAUAUUUUUAUGUUAAUAAGUAAUAUAAAAGUUUCCUGUAAGAUUGUUAGUAUGUAUUUUCAUAAAUUGUUUGUUAUUUUCUUUUUUUAUCUUAAAAAGUUAAUUUAUUUAAUUUUAAUUUUAUAAUAUUUAGUAAUACUUUCUAGUCUCCUAAACUUAUAACAAUUUAAAUAAAUUAAUUAAUCUAUACGCUAA
This is a messenger RNA of Lucilia cuprina (Australian sheep blowfly), 1874 nucleotides long. Its product is annotated as probable serine hydrolase. The coding region runs from base 208 to 1176 and encodes 322 amino acids. Lineage: Eukaryota; Metazoa; Arthropoda; Insecta; Diptera; Calliphoridae. The transcript has 2 exons. The record is from RefSeq and is a predicted model, not a curated record.